Entrophospora candida is the source of this 1227-nucleotide messenger RNA. Lineage: Eukaryota; Fungi; Glomeromycota; Glomeromycetes; Entrophosporales; Entrophosporaceae. The record is from the annotation of a GenBank genome assembly.
AUGAGCGAAUGGCUUGUUAAAUUAUUUCAAAAACUGGGUGUUAGUUACGAAAUUACUGAUAUUGGUACUCAUCAAAUGGCAGGAAAGACUUUAAAGUUACCACCUAUUUUAUUGGGUACUUAUGGAAAUGAUCCAAAGAAAAAGACUAUCCUUGUUUAUGGGCAUUAUGACGUUCAACCUGCGUUGAUUGAAGAUGGUUGGGAUUCAGAUCCUUGGAAACUUACUACUGAUUCUGAUGGUCGUAUGGUAGGAAGAGGCUCUUCGGAUGAUAAAGGACCAAUCAUUGGAUGGUUAAAUGCCAUUGAAGCUCAUCAAAAAGCAGGAAUUGAAUUUCCAGUGAAUUUGAAAAUUUGUUUUGAAGGAAUGGAGGAGAGUGGAUCAGAAAAUUUAGACGAAUUGAUUGCUAAAGAAGCAAAAAGAUAUUUUAAAGAUGUGGAUGCAGUUUGCAUCUCUGAUAAUUAUUGGCUUGGCGUAACUAAACCAUGUCUUACAUAUGGACUUCGAGGAAUUUGUUAUUUUGAGCUUAUUGUAAGUGGGCCUGGUAGAGAUCUUCAUUCUGGUGUUUUCGGAGGAACUGUUUAUGAACCAAUGACGGAUUUGGUUUACCUUUUAAGUAAAUUGGUAAAACCAAACGGCGAAAUUCUAAUACCUGGAAUUUUAGACGACGUUGCAGUAUUAACUGAUGAAGAAAAGGAAACUUAUAAAUCGAUUGAUUUUGGUAUUCAUGAAUUGCAUUCAGCUAUUGGAUCCAAAACUAGUGCAUUUUCUGCAUCAGGCGCUAAAACAGUCAUACCUUGCAGUGUCAGAGGAAAGUUUUCAAUUAGAUUAGUACCAGACAUGGAUCCUGAGCGAGUUAAAAAUUUAGCAGAAGAUUAUUUAAGAAAGGAAUUUGAAAAACUUGGAACUAAAAAUCAAUUUAAAUUAGAGACCUUACAUGGUGCAAAAGCAUGGGUAGCAAGUCCAAAUCAUUGGAAUUUUGUUGCUGCAUCAAAGGCUGUUGAAUCAGUUUAUAAUUGUAAACCAGACUUUACACGUGAAGGUGGAUCUAUCCCAGUAACUUUGACUUUUCAAGAUUUAUUAGGAAAAAAUGUUCUUUUACUUCCAAUGGGUAGAGGCGAUGAUGGAGCUCAUUCUACUAAUGAAAAACUCGAUUUAUCUAACUAUAUCCAAGGAAUCAAAUUGCUUGGUGCUUAUUUACAUGAAGUUUCUGCAAUUAAAACUGAUUAA